AAUUUCUGCUGCUGUUGGCGCGUAUUCUCCACUGGGCUGCCGUCAACAGCCCUAGACACAGAGCCCUGAUAUCAAAGGGGGGGGGCCCGGUUGUUGUAUUUCGUUCGCUACCGCGUUUAUUUUUAUUUUUAUUUCGAUCGUUCAUCUUCUCUCCUACCCCAAUCCACACCCCUCCACAAAAAAAGACGGCAGUCCCACCUGGCACCUUGACAAUGGAAAGGCUCUGACCGGUGCCCCACAGCCCACUCUGCCCACUCUGCCCACGUCAAAUACUUCUCAGCUCGAAGAUCGCUCGCAAUGCCGGUGGUAGCCAGUAAACAUCGUGCAGUAGUCCAGCAUUCAAGGCCGAGGGCGGAAUGGAAUUGACGCGGCCCUCGGCUUGCUACUGGGCUCGGUCCGGCCGCGGGAGGUCUGUGCCGUGCGUGGCCGGUCACUCCGUGGAGAGAGGCCCAGGUGCAUUGGCCUAGCGUAGUAGACUUGGGCAAUGUAGACUCGUUUUUAUAUCGACGAGGGCACGCACACUGCCCCUCCAUAGCGGGCUCCCCAACGGUUCUAAGAGCACAUCAUUCACCAUCAACAACCACUCAGGCUGCCGGCCAACAGCUGGGCCGAGGCUAGACGAGAAGAGGAAAAAGAAGAAAGGAAGAGGCAGAGGUCAAUCUAACAACAACAAAAGAAAAGAGAGAAACAAACGUGCCCUGUAGCCUGACAUGUCGGCUGGCUCUGCCCCAGUCGGGGCUGAUCUCUGGAAGCAUGCGGACCCCCAGUCCACCAGCAUGUUCGCCUUUCUCCAGCACGUCAACAGACGACACUCGCUGGCGCUGGGCGACUAUGCCCAGCUACACCAGUGGUCCGUCAAGUGCCCGGCCGCGUUCUGGGCGGAAGUCUGGCAAUAUGUGGGCAUCACGGCAUCUAGGGGCUAUGACGUUGUGCUGCCAGACGACGCACCCAUGUUCCCGCGACCCGUCUUCUUCGCCGGCGCCCGGCUGAACUUUGCCGAGAACAUGCUCUUCCCGCCCAAGGCCUCCGGGCUCGACCCCGAGUCCACCACGGCCGCCGUAACGGCCACCGAGACGGGCUGCAGGGAGACGACGUGGGCCGAGCUGCGCGACAUGGUCCGCCGCUGCUCUGCCUCACUCCGCGCCGCCGGUCUCGCCAGCGGCGACGUGGUGGCCGGCUUCGUCUCCAACCACAUCGAGGCCCUCGCCGCCAUGCUGGCCGCCGCCUCCGUCGGCGCCCUGUGGACCAGCAUCAGCCCCGAUAACGGCGUGAGCGCCGUGCUCGACCGCCUGCGUCAGGUCAGGCCCAGGGUCCUCUUCGCCGACGACGCCAUGAUGUACAACGGCAAGACGUGGCCGAGCUCCGUCAAAACCCUCGAGAUCGCCACCGCGCUGCGCGAACACGGGCUUGCCCUCGUCGUCGUCAUUGCCGGGGACUCCGCUGGCGUUGGUCCGGACCUGACCGGGCUCCGCUCGCUGCCGGACGUCCGCGCCGACGACUUUGCCGCCUUCCUCGCCGCCGCCCCGCCCGACGCCGAGCUGCGCUUCGACCAGCUUCCCGCGGAUCACCCCCUCUACAUACUGUACAGCAGCGGCACCACGGGCUUGCCAAAGGCCAUCGUGCACACCGCGCUCGGCACCCUCAUCCAGCACAAGAAGGAGCUCCUUUUGCAUUGCUCUAUGGGCCGUGCGUCACGGCUCUUUUACUACACGACGACCUCCUGGAUGAUGUGGCACUGGAGCAUCUCUGCCCUUGCCCUGGGGGCCACGGUGGUCUUGUACACGGGAUCGCCAUUCAAGCCUCACGGCUAUCUGUCUCUCCCCAAGCUCCUGUCAUCUCUCAAGGUCACGCAUUUCGGGACCUCAGCCGCCUACCUCACCACCCUGGAGGCCAAUAAGGUCCUGCCCGUGCAGCACGACGAUCUCGAUCUUUCCUCACUCGAGGCCAUCUACUCGACCGCGGCCCCGCUGCCCCCCUCGACGUUCGCCUUUGUCUACGAGGCCUUCCCGUCCAGCGUACACCUCGCCUCCAUCACCGGCGGCACCGACAUCGUCUCCCUCUUCGGCGCGCCCUGUCCCCUGCUCCCCGUGCGGGCGGGCGAAGUGCAGUGCGCCGGCCUGGGCAUGGCCGUCGGGGUCGUCGACUCGGCCGCGCCGCCGGACCGGCCGGACCCCGUCUCCCCCGGCGAGCCGGGCGACCUCGUCUGCACGGUCCCCUUCCCAUGCCAGCCGCUGACCUUCUUCGGGCCUGAUGGCGAGGCCAAGUACCGCCAGGCCUACUUCUCGCGCUUCCCCGGCCCCCCCGCCAUCUGGCACCACGGCGACUUUGUGCGCGCCGUCGCCGGCUCGGGCGGCCUCGUGAUGCUGGGCAGGUCCGACGGCGUCCUCAAGCCGGCCGGGGUCCGGUUCGGCUCGGCCGAGAUAUACAACAUCCUCGCCAAGUUCUUCGCGGCCGAGGUGGAGGACGCCCUCUGCGUCGGUCGCCGCCGGCCCGGCGACAAGGACGAGUCGGUCUGCCUCUUCGUCACCAUGGCUCAGGGGUGCCUGUUUGACGACCAGCUCGCGGCCAGGAUACGUGGUGUGGUCCGCAGCGAGCUGAGCCCCAGGCACGUGCCAAACUUUGUGGACGAAUGCAAAGGUGGAAUCCCAAAGACGAGCAACGGCAAAAAGAUCGAGGUCGCGGUCAAACAAAUCAUAUCCGGCGUCGACAUCAGGAACAAGCUCAGCCAGAGUGUCGCAAAUCCGGAAUCGCUCGAUUGGUUCAAGGCCUGGAACGAGGAGCAUCCCUGACCACACCGCAUCACGCACCCGGCGACAGCACACCCCCAGGCGGGAGGGCUCCCUCGCAAUUUGCAUGCCAUGGGGCGUCCUGAUGUAUAUCUUUGGCGUCCGAUCGCUACUACAUCCGAGGGGGCCGUUCGUAAACAGUGGUUUAUAUAGAGCUCGAGCGGUCGUUGAAAUCCAAAAUAGAGCCGACCAACACACAAAAAGGCUCUUUCUUACGCUUUAUUUUUAUUUUGAUUAUUAUUUUUCUAUACCUCUAUCUAUUAAUGUUUCCUACUCGUUAUGUAGGACCAAUCCGCCAUCUACGACAAAGAAGUCUUUAAUUUUGCAUAAAUGCCAAGUAAGAACCCCAGCUCCGUUUAUAAGCACCAACUGGCUUUACUCGCUGUAAACGUA
Messenger RNA from Gaeumannomyces tritici R3-111a-1, 3179 nucleotides. RefSeq names its product acetoacetate-CoA ligase. The record is from RefSeq and is a predicted model, not a curated record. The coding region runs from base 711 to 2789 and encodes 692 amino acids. Gene Ontology annotation, molecular function: acetoacetate-CoA ligase activity. The transcript is spliced from 3 exons. Gene Ontology annotation, biological process: lipid metabolic process. Gene Ontology annotation, cellular component: cytosol. Lineage: Eukaryota; Fungi; Ascomycota; Sordariomycetes; Magnaporthales; Magnaporthaceae.